Molecule: messenger RNA, 1688 nt
Organism: Paramacrobiotus metropolitanus
Lineage: Eukaryota; Metazoa; Tardigrada; Eutardigrada; Parachela; Macrobiotidae
Product: m7GpppX diphosphatase-like
Exons: 4
Coding region: 200-1309 (369 amino acids)
Biological process (GO): deadenylation-dependent decapping of nuclear-transcribed mRNA
Cellular component (GO): P-body; nucleus
Molecular function (GO): hydrolase activity; RNA 7-methylguanosine cap binding
Source: RefSeq, a predicted model, not a curated record
ACAGAAAAUUUGAGAAAAAGCCGCAGAGGGAAAACCUUUUCCUUUUAGCAGAGCUGUUUUUAACUUUCUGAUGUUGAGAUACGCUCUAUCUCUAUUUUGAAAACGAAUUAAAAUUUGAUGCAAACAGCCAGGACCGGAAAGGGAAACGGGAAACCGCCACAAUCCACUGCUGGUGCCUGGCAGCAGAUCCGUAAUUAUUAUGGACGCCAGUCAUGCUAGUGAUGGUCGUCCUUCUGAUUUAAGCCAUUCCCAACAAGACACUAGCACCCAAAGCGAAGACGCUGACGAAUCUUCUCCGAAACGGAAGAAACUUCGUACGGACUCACCGAAUGGAAGCGAAAACUUACCUGACACGUCCAGUUCCACAGAAAAGUUGGAAGUACUGAACGGAUCACAUUCCAAGGAGCAAGACAUCUUCAAGAAUUUCAAGGUGGUUAAGUUGCUGAAAGCUGAUGCUUCUCGCAAAGUAAUUUUCGUCCAUGGAACUUUCGAGGAUGACAAACAUGCUGUGGCAAUCUUGGAGAAGGAUGCGUUCGGUCUCGAUAACCUGGAUGAAAUUUUUGCGAGUUCACCGCAAGGAAUUCUCGAUUUUCAAAAUGAUAUUUAUCACAAUUAUCGCACGUUCUUCUCGAGAGAGUUUAACUCGGUAAAAACUACGCUGAUUUAUCCAGCAACUGAAGAGCAUCUUGAAAAGUACUCCAGACAUGACAUGCACAUCAUUGAGGAAACUGCAGAGGAUUACCGAAACAUUACACUGCCGCUGUUAGUUCAGGAGAAGAGGUUUUCUUUAAAGUGGGUGGACAAUAUUUUGGAUCACAAAAAGGAAAGUGAAAGAAUUGUUUUCGAAGAUCCUGAUAAAGAGAAUGGAUUUAUUUUGCUGCCAGAUCUAAAAUGGGACGCACAAAACGUUGAAACUUUGUAUUUGAUUGCUCUGCCGCACAAGCGAGAUCUCCACUCUAUUCGGGAACUCACAGGAGAGCAUUUACCGAUGCUCCGGAAUAUAAAUGCAGGAGCUACGAAAGCGAUAGGUGAGAAGUAUGGACUGCCAGCAAGCCGUAUACGGGCAUUUUUCCACUACCAACCGACCUUUUACCACCUACAUGUCCAUUUUACCAAUAUUCAAUAUGACGCGCCGGGAAAAAAUGCGGAGAAAGCGCAUAUGCUGACAACCGUGAUAUCGAAUUUGGAGAUUUGUUCUGAAUAUUACAAGCGAGCUACCAUUCCUUUUCUCGUGGGCGGAAAUGACAUGCUUUUCAAGAUUUAUGCCGAUAAGAAUGCCUCAGAAAAAAAGGAGGAAAAAGAGGAGUAAAAACGAAAGGAGAAAGUGCAGAAAAAGAGGAGUAAAAACGAAAGGAGAAAGUGCAGAAAAAGAGGAGUAAAAACUUUCUGGUUAAUUAAUCCACUGAAAUUACGCGAAAACGCGGUAACAGUACAGUAAUCUACCCCUGUACUUUCCAUUUAUAAUUUUAUAAUUAUGACACUGGCCACUUCACGGCACGAUCAGUAGAAUUACCCAUAAAGUAUCCGUGAUCGAAUUUUAUGAUCUAUUCAUUUUAUUGGCGGGUUUACACUUUACAUUUCUCUGCUAGUCUGCUUCUGAAUCACAAAUGCAGAAGUCUCUGUACAAAAAUAAUUAAGCAUAAUCUCUAUCUCUGUGGAAAAAUAAUUCGGCGAUUAAAAAUUCUUAC